CAUCUCUCUAAAUUUAUUAAAUAAAAUUAUCCAUUUUAUUUAACUAAACGAUAUUUGAGAUAAUGAGCAAUAACGAUACAUCAAAGUCGUUAAAUAUAAAAGACAAUGAAGAUGUUGAAAAUGACAAAUUCUUUGAAGAAAUUAGAAAAAACGAACAGCAAUUCACAAAUUCUCUUCGCGAACAACUCGAAAAGGUUCGCAAAGAUAAAGCUGUGUUAGAGGCAGACCUAAAGUCUCGAACAAAAGCUUAUGAAGCAGCUUCAGGACAUUUGCAAUUUUUAACCAACUCUGAAAGCACGAAUCGUUUAGAUGAGUUAAUGAGCAUUAAAGAUGUAAAUGAAUUGAGAAAGGAAAUUAAGCAUUUAUAUGAAAAAUGCCGUCAACAAGAAACAGAAAUAAAAAAGUUAGAAUUUGAGUUGGAAAUGGAACAGGGUCACGUAAAGAUACUAAAGCAUGAUAAUAAAAUGUUGAGACAAAUGGCAGUCGAGAUGACUGCUAUGGCAGAACAAGAAGAAGAAUUUAUUUCAAACCGAUUAUUGAAAAGAAUUACAGGACUGAAAAAAGAAAAAAGUGAGUUACUUUUACAAGUAGAACAAGAAGAGGAAUAUAUGACAAAUAUGUUACAAAAGAAAUUAAACCAGCUUCAACGUGAAAAGAUUGAAAUGGAAAACUCUUUAGAACAAGAACAAGAAUUCAUUGUAAAUAAGUUACAAAAGCAAUUGGACUCAAUGAAAAUACAACAACAACAACAACAACAAUCCCAGACUACAUCACCUAUGAUGUCUUGUGUUCAGGAUGGCAUAACUGCAUCCCCAAGAGCUUUAUCUCCUGUUAUCCCUAUGAAGUGGGGUUCAUCCCCUACAGGAACAGCAACUGAAAUUCAAUCAGGAACAGCAGAAUCAUUAUUAUCUGAAAUUGCUGUAUUAAAAAACCGAACUACAGAAAUGGAAAAAGAAUAUUUAUUAAAAAUGCAACAAUGUAAUAAAUACAAGAGUGAACUAAUUCAAUUUCGUAAGCAUGCUGGUUUAUCAACAGAUGAUAUUCCUUUAGAUGAAGGUAUCCCUGCUGUCUUUAGAACAAUUCCUCCUUCUCCCGGAAGAAGUGGCAGAGUAAAAUAUAUCAUAUUUGUAGGAGUAUUUAAUUUAACUUACUGUUUGAUUUUAGCUUGGUCGCUCAACUUCAACUUCUUCGCAAAGGUCAUUAACUUCUGAUAAAAAUAGCUUUAACUUUAUUCCACCAUUACAACUUGAUUCUAAUGAAGGCUCUGUUAUACAUAGUAACUACUACCAAGCAUCAGCUGGCAAUUCUUCUAGUAGAUCAAGUAGAUAUCUUUUAUACUUUUUAAUCUUUAUUAUUUCAUUGACUUUUGUAUAAUAGGAUCUAAUAGUGCUGCUUCCAAUAGCAUCCAACCUAAAUCUUCAAGAAGGAUCUCAGGUACCUUGUUAAGUAUGGCUUCUGCAGGCCAUUCAUCAACUACUCAAUAAAAAUGAAGGCUAAAUUCAGUUAAUAUGAUGGUAUGCUCCUUACUUCAAAUUAUGUUCUUUUUUUUUUCCUUAAACAAAAUUAAAUAAAAUCAAACAAUAUGUUAUGAAUUAAGUA
Messenger RNA from Cokeromyces recurvatus, 1599 nucleotides. RefSeq lists its product as uncharacterized. NCBI's taxonomy places the organism in Eukaryota, Fungi, Mucoromycota, Mucoromycetes, Mucorales, Mucoraceae. The transcript is spliced from 8 exons. The record is from RefSeq and is a predicted model, not a curated record. Bases 63 to 1211 code for a protein of 382 amino acids.